UUCAAACUACUUUUGUAUGUGCGUGUGCAGAAAAAAAUCAAAAACCAGUCCUCACGCACUUGGCUUUAGGUGGCCCUUCAUACUACAUUUCCCACAUUCCCCUGCGGGACAGUAGCGUGUGUUUUGAGACAUUGUGAGAUGUUUUCGCAAGGUUGCAUCUCGCGAACACGCUGGCGCGCCGUCUAGAGCAGUAUCCCAGGACAAGUUGUCCCAGGACAGAAUGCCAUGGCGGUGACUGCAGCACGUCGCUCGAGUCUUGGUGAUCUCGGUUUCUGGGCAGACCGGACUGCUCUGCAUGAGGCAGCGUCUCAUGGUAGAGCUCUGCAGCUGAAGCAGCUCUUAGAAGGUGGGGCCUCUGUUAACGUAGUGACUGUGGACAACAUCACUCCAUUGCAUGAAGCCUGCAUACAAGCUCACCCAAACUGUGCCAGACUGCUGCUGCAGGCUGGAGCUCAGGUAGAUGUACGAACCAUUCAUGGCAGCACUCCUCUUUGUAACGCUUGUGCAUCUGGUAGCUUAGAGUGUGCAAAGAUGCUGUUAGAAUACGGAGCCAAAGUCAACCCAUCUCUUACAGCCCUUACUGCAUCACCUCUCCAUGAAGCCUGCAUACAAGGUAGUGUUGAAUUGGUGAGGUUGAUGAUAGCCAGCGGUGCCAAGCUGGAGGCCUUUGAUGUCCACUUCGGCCCACCGCUUCACAUAGCAUGUGCUAAGGGACAUUUGGAUUGUGUCAAGGAGCUUCUAAUGGCUGGUGCUAAUGUGAACUCAGUGAAGUUCCACGAGACUGCUUUGCACCACGCAGCUCGAGUCGACGUGGUUGAUAUGAUUGAGCUGUUGGUUGAAUUCGGAGCUAACGUGUAUGCCAGCGACAACCUUGGAAAAAAGCCUGCAGACUACACAACACCUGAGUCUCCCUCUCACUCCUACCUUCAGUUCUAUGAAAAAAAUUCUUUGAGCCUUCAGCAGCUUUGCAGGAUUUCUGUGAGGACGAUGCUGGGCACCCGAGCAUCAGAGGCCAUAGGCCAGCUAAAUCUGUCCUAUCGUAUUCACAACUACCUCCAGUUCCAUCAUCAGCCCACCAUACAGCUGACUCAGGAAUCAACUGGGGUUUUAAAGAAGAGAAAAAAAUAUUUCUAAAAUCUUAAUAUAAACCACCUUUAUGUAACAAGGUAAAAUAAUAUCACAUAUUUAUUGAUGUAUUUAUUUUAUUGUGUGAUUUGUUUUUGUAACAAACCCCAAUUCACAAAGACUCACAGAGCUCAAAGAUUCAUACCAGAUGUUAAAAAGAGCCAGAUGUUUCUUGCCCCAUAUUCUCACUAGCUAUAGCUGGUUUAAAAGGGGAAUCUAAGCAUAAUUAGUUGGGUAAAUAAUAGCAUCAUCAUAUAUGAUUGUGUUCUUCCAGUUAAGCACAUUGAAUUGCUUCUGUGUAUGAAAUGAUCUAUACAAAUAAAGUUGCCUUGCCUA
This is a messenger RNA of Nothobranchius furzeri (turquoise killifish), 1461 nucleotides long. RefSeq names its product ankyrin repeat and SOCS box containing 13a, tandem duplicate 1 (gene asb13a.1). Gene Ontology annotation, biological process: intracellular signal transduction; positive regulation of protein catabolic process; protein ubiquitination. Gene Ontology annotation, molecular function: protein binding. NCBI's taxonomy places the organism in Eukaryota, Metazoa, Chordata, Actinopteri, Cyprinodontiformes, Nothobranchiidae. The record is from RefSeq and is a predicted model, not a curated record.